Pseudogymnoascus destructans is the source of this 393-nucleotide messenger RNA. RefSeq lists its product as uncharacterized. The transcript is spliced from 2 exons. Bases 1 to 393 code for a protein of 130 amino acids. The record is from RefSeq and is a predicted model, not a curated record. Lineage: Eukaryota; Fungi; Ascomycota; Leotiomycetes; Thelebolales; Thelebolaceae.
AUGUGUUACCGUCUCGUCGAGCGCUUCUCCGUCUGCCGCUGUGUCUACUACGAGCACAGCAUCGACAUGUGCGCUGCCGCCAACCAGCAUGGCCACCGCAUACAAGAGAAGACCAUUCUCGUCGGCUACCUGUGCGGGCAUCACUCCGACCAAGACACGCACCAGUCGAGCAGCUUCACCACCGGCUUCACAGACUCGGCCUACGCCAGCCGCGACUCCCACCACCGCUCGCCGCCCGGCGCGGCCGCCUGGCGCUCCUUCCCCCUCGCGCUGUUCGAGCUCAAAGCCUGGGCCGUCUACCUCUUCUCCUUCCGUCGCCGACACUCCAGCGUGCCGCCCUCGGGCCUGACGCGCUUGUUUGCCCCGUACCACGUGCCGGCUUCUAUGCCAUAG